Messenger RNA from Carassius gibelio (silver crucian carp), 2791 nucleotides. RefSeq names its product phosphorylase, glycogen, liver (gene pygl). NCBI's taxonomy places the organism in Eukaryota, Metazoa, Chordata, Actinopteri, Cypriniformes, Cyprinidae. Gene Ontology annotation, molecular function: pyridoxal phosphate binding; glycogen phosphorylase activity. The record is from RefSeq and is a predicted model, not a curated record. Gene Ontology annotation, cellular component: cytoplasm. Gene Ontology annotation, biological process: glycogen catabolic process. The transcript has 20 exons. The coding region runs from base 41 to 2605 and encodes 854 amino acids.
GACCCCGGUUGCUCGCUCGGUGUAACCAGUGGUCUUCAGGAUGGCGACUCCUCUAACGGACCAGGAGAAGCGCAAGCAGAUCAGCAUCAGAGGGAUCGUCGGUGUGGAGAAUGUGGCAGAGCUGAAGAAGGGCUUUAACCGGCACCUGCACUUCACGCUGGUCAAAGACAGGAACGUCGCGACGCCGCGCGAUUAUUAUUUCGCGCUCGCGCACACGGUGCGUGAUCACCUGGUGGGCCGCUGGAUCCGUACACAGCAGUUCUAUUAUGAGGCCGACCCAAAACGUGUAUAUUACCUUUCUCUGGAGUUCUACAUGGGUAGGGCGCUCCAGAACACCAUGAUUAAUCUGGGUCUCCAGAACGCCUGUGAUGAGGCUAUCUACCAGAUUGGUUUGGAUAUGGAGGAUCUGGAAGAGAUGGAAGAAGAUGCUGGAUUAGGGAACGGAGGGCUGGGAAGAUUAGCAGCUUGUUUUCUCGACUCCAUGGCGACUCUGGGUCUGGCUGCUUAUGGAUAUGGGAUCCGAUAUGAGUAUGGAAUCUUCAACCAGAAAAUCAAAGAUGGAUGGCAGGUUGAGGAAGCGGAUGAUUGGUUGAGGUACGGUAACCCCUGGGAGAAAGCCCGUCCUGAGUUCAUGCUGCCUGUGCAUUUCUAUGGACGUGUGGACGAAGAGGAUGGGACGGAGCCGAAAUGGGUUGACACACAGGUGGUCCUUGCCAUGCCCUAUGACACACCAAUCCCUGGAUACAUGAACAACACAGUGAACACUAUGCGCUUGUGGUCUGCACGCGCACCCAACGACUUCAACCUGCGCGACUUUAAUGUUGGUGAUUAUAUUCAGGCAGUUUUGGACCGUAACUUAGCAGAAAACAUCUCCCGUGUACUCUAUCCAAAUGACAAUUUCUUUGAAGGAAAGGAGCUGCGGUUGAAGCAGGAAUAUUUUGUGGUGGCAGCGACUUUACAAGAUGUGAUUCGGCGCUUUAAGACCUCAAAGAGGAGCUGCUCUGGACCAAUGUCAUUUGAUAGCUUUCCUGAUAAGGUGGCCAUCCAGUUGAAUGAUACUCAUCCUGCUAUGGCCAUCCCUGAACUGAUGAGGAUAUUUGUGGACAUUGAGAAACUAGACUGGGACACAGCCUGGAAUAUCACUAAACAAACGUUUGCUUACACCAACCACACGGUUCUGCCUGAAGCUCUGGAGCGUUGGCCAGUGGAACUGAUGGAGAAACUUUUACCCCGACACCUGCAGAUAAUAUACAAGAUCAACCAAAUACACCUGGAUCAUAUAGCAUCUCUGUUUCCAGAUGAUAUGGAUCGAAUCCGCACGAUGUCUCUGAUCGAGGAGGAAGGGGGAAAGAGAGUAAACAUGGCUCAUCUCUGCAUUGUGGGCUCACACAAAGUCAAUGGAGUUGCACAGAUUCACUCCGACAUCAUCAAAAGAGACGUAUUCCGAGACUUUAGUGAGCUGGAACCAGAGAAAUUUCAGAAUAAAACAAACGGCAUCACACCGCGGCGCUGGCUGCUCCUCUGCAACCCAGGACUCGCUGAUCUGAUCGCAGAGGCUAUCGGCGAAGAGUAUGUGAAAGAUAUGACUCAGCUGCAGAAGCUGAAUGAUCUGGUUGACGACGAUGCUUUCAUCCGAGAUAUAGCCAAAGUCAAACAGGAUAACAAGCUGAAGUUUGCGCAAUAUUUAGAGAAAGUGUACAAGAUGGACAUAAAUCCCGCAUCCAUGUUUGAUGUCCAUGUGAAAAGAAUCCAUGAAUACAAACGACAGCUGCUCAACUGCCUUCAUGUCAUCACCAUGUACAACCGCAUCAAAAGGAGCCCCAUUAAACCGUUCGUCCCACGGACUGUGAUUAUCGGUGGAAAGGCUGCUCCUGGAUAUCACAUGGCAAAGAUGAUCAUUAAGUUGAUCACGUCUGUCGCUGAUGUGGUGAAUAACGAUCCUGUGAUCGGCCGUAAACUGAAGGUCAUUUACCUGGAGAACUACAGGGUGUCACUUGCAGAGAAAGUGAUUCCAGCUACAGACCUGUCAGAGCAGAUCUCCACUGCAGGUACAGAGGCUUCCGGAACGGGAAACAUGAAGUUUAUGCUGAACGGCGCGCUGACCAUUGGCACUAUGGAUGGUGCCAACGUGGAGAUGGCAGAAGAAGCCGGAGAAGAAAACCUCUUCAUCUUUGGCAUGAGGGUGGAAGAUGUGGCAAAGAUGGAUAAAGAAGGCUAUGAUGCAUUAGAAUAUUACGAGAGUCUUCCGGAGCUGAAACAAGCCAUAAAUCAGAUCAAAAGUGGCUAUUUUUUACCGACACAGCCUGAGAUGUUCAAUGACAUCAUCAACAUGCUGUUCCAUCAUGAUCGGUUUAAGGUUUUCGCAGACUAUGAGUCUUACGUCGAGUGUCAAGAGAGAGUCAGCGAUCUGUAUAAGGAUCAGAGAGAGUGGACUCGGGUGGUAAUUAAGAACAUUGCAGCAUCUGGAAAGUUCUCCAGUGACCGUAGCAUUAAAGAGUACGCCACUGAGAUCUGGGGAGUGGAGCCCACUGACCUGAAGAUUCCUCCACCCAGUGAACCCCGCGAAGCUCUGGAGGAGACCGCUCGCGCCCUGCGCAAGAACUGAACACAUCAGCACAGAGUCUCGGGAUCAUGAGAAGACUUGUUACAGUCAUUAAUAGAACUACAUAACUUAGAAUGAAUUCAACUUUAGGAGCUUAGAAUGAAUUCAACUUUAGGUUUUUCUUUCAAUUUUUCUAUAGGAGUGCUUUGUACAAGCAAAAAGUUCAAAUAAACCUCAUAUUUUAAUUAA